AUGACUCUCGACAGUGGGGCACGUUCGCGAUACCUGAAAGUGGCGCCGCUGCCAUCGCAUGAAGCCUUCUUUGCCUUUGACGGAACACGAGUACCAGUCACGUGCACGAAGCAGCUAGUGUACGUGAUGACCAUCGUCAAAGUGCAACGAGCGACACGCAGCAAGUGUAGCCAAGGCUCUGAGUGCCAGGAUGCUUCCAAGGACCAACAGAGCUUCAAGGAGAGACGACCCAGCAGCAAGGACUACAACAGGAACAGGAUCGAGGACGGACGACGCAAGGAGGAAGCGGAGGGGUCGAGGAUCACGUGCGAGCACCUGGGAUUGGCGAUGUACAAGGCGUUGUGCGUGUUGGAUAUCGCAGCCGCGGACUCGGACAAGCUUUACUUCCGCGCCAAGGCGGGGGAUACAGCUCGCCCGUUCAGCAGCCUCCAGCUACCGCUUCGUCUUCAGCAACGGCUCGAUGACCUUCAACUCGUGUGGGGCGAUCUACCUGGCAUCGAUCAGCGCGCCUUGUUGUGGGAUUCGGGCUUCGCGUUGUCGCCUACGAAUGAAGUGAUCCAGAUCUGGCCCCUCGGUGGAUGGUCCAUGGUCGACCUGGCUGUCCCGUUGGUUGAGUUCCAGGCCGUCGGGUGCGUCGAAAUCAACUGCACGCAGACUGAUAACACGACGAGUCUGAGCAACCUCUUCUGCAACGGAGAGCAGAUGGUCAACGCUGCGAGGUGUGCUGUGGAGGACUUUAUCGACAAGAGUGACACGCGCUCGGCGAUGUGGAAGACGGGCGGCAACCCUGAGGUGGUGCCAACUUCGCUCAUUAUGAGGCACAUCUGGAAAGAUGGCGGAAGCAACAUCUCCUACGACGUCGCUGCGAUCCACACCGUUGGUAAAGACGACGAGGCGGCGUACGGGGAGUGCACCACGAAGGAGCAGAACAAGGGAUUCGGCUCUCGUACUCUGCCGUGUCUUUCAGUUGGCAAAAUGUCCGAGGAAGCCAAGACCCAAAUGCAGGAAGUUGAGGGCAGUGACUGGGUCUCUCGGUGGCUGGUGGAGGCCUACGGCACGCAGGCAAGCGAUGCAUCCAGCAGCAACGGUGGCAACACGAUCAUCCUGGUGCUGCUCAUCCCAAUCAUCGCCGGGACUGGCGGAAGAAGCUCUCAAGAGGAACUCGACCUUCGAACGGGACUUCAGCUCCGAGUCCAACGUCACGCUAAAGACGCUCCUGUGCAGGAACACCUUGUCGAGAAGCGGAUCCCGUUCGAAAAUAUUCGAUUUGAUCGAGCAAUUUCCAAGGGCGUCAACGGAGAAGUGUGGGUUGGCGAAUACUCUGGCCGGCAAGUCGCUAUCAAGCGGUUGCUGCAGGCCAGAGACAACCGCGCGGAAGACGUAGAGGAGUUCUCGAUAGAGAUCGAGCUGAGUGCCAGCUUGGUGCACCCCAAUAACGUCACGUUCAUCGGCGUGGCUUGGAACACUCUCAACAACUUGGUGAUGGUGCUGGAGUAUUUCCCAGCAGGGGAUCUCCUAGCCUAUUUAGUCAAGAACGAGGAUUUGCUCACGUGGGCUCAAGACAAACUCGGUAUCGCGGUCGGUGUCGCUCGUGCUGUUCGGUAUCUUCACUCGCAAUCUCCACCGCUGAUCCACCGCGACCUCAAGUCGAAGAAUAUCAUGCUGACGCGCAAGCUGGAACCGAAGCUCAUCGACUUUGGCGUAAGUCGUGGACGGCAUGAGCACUCCAUGACGGCCGGUGUCGGCACCCCGUACUGGUCUGCUCCUGAAAUCCUCGAAGAAAAGAGAUACACGGAGCAGACGGACAUCUACUCGUUCGGCGUGGUGUUAUCGGAGCUUGACACUGGCAAACUGCCGUACCACGACGCGUUGACGCCGGACGGGAAGAAGCCGAAGCCGUUCCAUAUACUGUCAGAUGUGAUCGCAUGA
Messenger RNA from Phytophthora sojae, 1929 nucleotides. RefSeq lists its product as hypothetical. Gene Ontology annotation, molecular function: protein kinase activity; ATP binding. Gene Ontology annotation, biological process: protein phosphorylation. The record is from RefSeq and is a predicted model, not a curated record. Bases 1 to 1929 code for a protein of 642 amino acids. The transcript is spliced from 6 exons. Lineage: Eukaryota; Oomycota; Peronosporomycetes; Peronosporales; Peronosporaceae.